Messenger RNA from Aegilops tauschii subsp. strangulata, 4013 nucleotides. RefSeq lists its product as uncharacterized. NCBI's taxonomy places the organism in Eukaryota, Viridiplantae, Streptophyta, Magnoliopsida, Poales, Poaceae. Gene Ontology annotation, cellular component: membrane. The record is from RefSeq and is a predicted model, not a curated record.
UUGAGACACCAUUUUGCUAUGGAAAUGGAGACCGUGCCACCACGCGACAUCAGCCAAGAUGAGAUCGUGGUGGACGUCCCCACGGUGGAUCCUACUCCGGGUCCUGAGAUCAAGAGUGCUCCGCCUCCUCCGGGUCCUGAGCCCACGGUGGAUCCUCCUCGGGGUCCUGAGAUCAAGAGUGCCGAGCUCAUGCGGGACCUGAGCAAGUACAUCCUGCUGCUCGCGACGCUGGUGGCCACGGUGACGUACGCCGCGGGGUUCAACCCGCCGGGAGGCGUCUGGCAGGACACUGAUGACGCCAUCGGCCGCCUCGCUGGCGACUCCAUCAUCCGGACUACCAGCUACCGCCGGUACCUGGUGUUCUACUACUGCAACGCCACCGCGUUCGCCUCGUCGCUGGUGGUCAUCGUCCUCGUCCUCUUCCUCGCCCUCCUGCGAGACAGGAAUAAGUGGAUCAGCAUGCGGCCGCUGCUGGCAGCCAUGGUGUUGGACCUGGUGAGCGUCAUGGGGGCCUACGCCGCCGGCACCUGCCGCGACAAGCUCACCACCAUCUACUCCUUGGUGCUGGUGGGCCUCGUCGUCCUCUACCUUGUCGGUCAGAUGGCGGUGGCUUCCUUCUGCUCAGGUCACUACUUCUACUCCCACAACGACCCCACCGCUGAUAAACGGCUCCGCAAGGUCCUGAUGCUACUCGCGACGUUUGCGGUGAGCGUCACCUACAUAGCCGGGAUGAGCACGCCAGGUGGCUUUUGGGACGACCCCGAGAGCGGCCACCGCCCCGGCGACGCGAUCCUCAAGGACAGCCACGGCAAGCGCCUGACGACCUUCUUGUGCUUCAACGCCAUGGCGUUCGUGGCAUCGCUGCUCAUCAUCGUGGUGCUUCUGGACAGGAAGCCCCGCUUGAAAGAGGCCUACGGGUGUAUCACCAUUGCGCUGAUCAGCCUCGUCGGCGCGUACACCGCCGGCAGCUGCAGGGAGACCGACACCACCAUCUAUGUCAUCAGCCUGGUUGGUGCUGUCCUCGCCUUCAUUAUAUUCCUCCAAGCUGUCAUUUAUUUCAAAGAAAAACUUACAACUGACCUCUGUUUCUCUGCAACUUCUAGGAAGGCAGCGGACAAGGCUAGCUCCCUUGUGCUGCUGCUCGCCACUCUUGCAGCGGCCAUCACGUACCAAGCGGGGUUGGACCCGCCGGGUGGAGUCUGGCAGGAGAACGGGCAAGGGCACAUGGCCGGCGACCCGAUCCUCCUGACGACGAAUCCUGGGCGGUACAAGGCCUUCUUCUACUGCAACUCCGUCGCCUUUGUGGCAUCCUUGGUCGCCAUCAUCCUGGUCCAGAACAAGCUUCUGCUCAAGACCCACGUGCUGGAGGCAGCCAUGGUAUUGGACUUGUUUGGCCUCAUCGGUGCAUACGCCGCCGGGAGCUGCCGGGAUGUAAGCACCUCCAUUUACGCCAUGGCCUUGGCAGGGGGCGUCCUGGUCUACGUGGUGAUCCAUGUCGUCUUCUUCACGCUGGACCACACCGACACCAUAACCCCGCAGGAAAUUGAGAUGGUGGAGAAGAGGCGCAAGCGGCUGCUCCUCUUCGCGGUCUUGGCCGCAACCGUCACUUACCAAGCCGGGUUGACUCCUCCAGGCGGUUUCCGGCUCCAUGACGAUGAGUCUGGUGGGUUUCAAGCAGGUGACCCGGUCCUCUUAAACAACUUCCCCCGCCGCUACACCGCCUAUUUCUACUGCAACUCGGUGAGCUUCAUGCUGUCCAUUGCCCUCAUCAUACUGCUGGUGAACCCACAUCUAUACAGGCCAGCCAUACGAAGCUAUGCGCUCGCUAUUUGCACGGCGGUGGGCAUGUUUGGCCUGAUGGGGGCCUAUGCUGCCGGAAGCACACAGCAUCUGAAAACAUCCAUCUACAUCUUCGCGCUGGUGGUUGUGGUCCUCUUCGUUAUAGCUGCACUGUUCCUAUUGUUCUUGAAUAAGAACAGAAACACCAGCAGUCAACCGAAGCCAGAGAACGGUGAGGACGAUAAGAAGACAACAUAUGCCAAGCAAAAAUACCUGAUGCUGCUAGGAAUCCUUGUGGCAAGUGUCACCUACCAAGCCGGCCUAGAUCCGCCCGGGGGAGCUUGGCAGCACAGCAGUGAAUGGUACGACGCAGGCAACCCGGUCAUGCAUGACAACAGGAGGCCCCGGUACCUCGCCUUCUUCUACAGCAACUCUACGUCCUUCGUGGCGUCCAUUGUUGUUAUCAUCAUUUUGCUACUGGAGUGGAAGGACAAGACGAAAAGGUCCCUCACACUCAGGGUGUUGAGCACGACGAUUGUGCUGGAUUUGCUCGCUCUCUUGGUGGCCUACGCAGCAGGCUCCAGCAGGGGGUGGAAGACGUCUGUGUAUGUCGUUGCACUGAUCAUUGCCGUGCUGGCCUACAUUGCAAUUCAUGUAAUCCUGGCAUUCCUGUGUUCACAUCCUGAUGACAGUUCUCAGCACCCGGAAAAUCCUCCUCCGAUACAGGAGGAGGCGAACGGUGGGAAUCAGGCAUAGUUAGCUGCAGUAUCGCCCCCUUUAUUAUCAGUGUGCUGUGCAGUUCUGUUCAUGUGAGAUAGAGAGAGUACUCGAUGUGAGUACGACACACUUGCCAAAAUUCAAGGUAGUUUCUCUUUUUUGUAUUUUCAUUUCUCACCAUUUUGUGCCCCAAUUUGAUCUAUUGCUUAACAUUAUGUAAGAUAUAGUACAACAGGGGGGGAAUCUGAUUAGAUUCUUUUUGGGAGUGUCUAUAUAGCACUCUUGACUGAUUUCCAAUUGGCCAACUGCCUCACCCCCGCCCGUUGCCACGGCAUCCGUGUAAUUGCUGGCUCCAGCUCGGGCUCAACAGAAUUGAAGAUGGAAGAGGAUAUUUCUUUUUGCAAGAAAAUUCUGGUCGUUGUCGAAGCGGAAGUGAAUAUCCGUUUUUCUCUACACCUGUUCUUAGAUAUCUGGUGCUCAGCUUUGUCGGGUUUCUUCUAUCCUCUUCUCCCGGUACAUCUGCAGUUUACUUUACUUAUUAACUGGAUUAUUCAAAAUCACUAAUGCUAGUAUGUUGGAGUUGACCAAAAAGGGCAACUCCUUUGCCUCAUGAAUAUUCCGACUCGGGUGCAGACCUGAAUCCAGUGGUUGUGGUAGGUUCACACGCAGUGUAUUAAUCCAUGGUAAGUGGCCGAGCCAGGAUUGGAGUAAACACCGGUCCAAAAAAAAUUGGCGAGACGGAUUUUUUUACCGCCUAUAACUAUCCCUGAAGUACCUCAUAGCCACUAAAAACAUACCACAUGCAAAAGCAAACAAUAUGGCUCAAUUGCACAAUUAAACUAGAAUUUAAACUCAAUGCUUAUGGAUCCUUAAAUCUGCGAAGCUACAUGCUACAUGGUAUGAAUUAUUUUUUUGUAUUAAGACAAAAAAACACCUUUUCUGUCAAGAGAAAACACACUUCACUUGAGACAUAACAUAUUAGUAAUGCUUUACCUCAAAGAAGUAGUAGGUCAGAAGUUCUGCUCGAGUGUGUUUAUUUUCUUGGACGAAAUGUGUUGCUGCAGCUGUUUGGCACCGUGCACAAGGUCUAGCAAACAGCUCCUGCUAAAAAAAAUGAACGUGCUGAACACAUCAAAUCUGCUUCAAUUUAAAGCGGCAGAACUAAGCACAUAGUUGUGGGCACACCAGCAAAUAAAUCUAAAUGUAUGAAGAAUAAAUCUUCAGAAAGGCGUGGUCAAUAGAACAGUUUGCUGGAACACUCUGUCGGGAGGGCGACGGGGCGGCGGGCCGUCGGGCCGGCGGCACAAGAUAGGCGGCUGCUGGGGCCGGCAAGGCGCCGGCUAGGGAACACUGCCGCCAUGCCACGAGUUAGGGAUCGGGGUGUGGACGCAGGGGAUUACGGGGGAGCGAGGAGCAGGGAGGCGGGAGGGAAGCGCCGGCCGGUGCAGGGGGAAGGUGCGGCUGUCCAGUGUCCGGGGCGCUGCCGAGCCAGUUCGCAUCGCUGGUCGCACGGGCUA